GUACGUCAGAGAAAUAAUUCCGCUAGAAAAAUAGAAUCAAGAAAGGGUGGAAUGGCAACAAUGAUUGAAGAAAAUGGUCCAUCAACUCAUGGGCAGAGUGAACUGUCAUCCUCUUCUUCCAGAGUGCGUCAGAAGCUGGAGAGCCUGCUGAACAAGAACAUGAGAAUCAGAAUGACAGACGGACGGACGCUGGUGGGACUGUUCCUGUGCACAGAUAGAGACUGCAACGUCAUCCUGGGGUCCGCUCAGGAGUUCCUCAAAUCCUCAGACUCCUUCUCCCAGGGUGAGCCCAGAGUGCUGGGGUUAGCCAUGAUUCCCGGCCACCACGUGGUCUCCAUCGAGGUGGAGUCAGACACCCUGGCCGACACACAGGGGUUCGGGGGCAGCCACUGAAGAACAAGCUGAGCUCACCCAAAGUUGGAGGACACUAUCCUAGAAAAGGCUACAGUACAGACUUGAAAUGGAGAAUUCAAUCAAACGAAUUCCAGAUGCGGCUGAUCUCUGGUGCCAGUGUCGUGGGUUUACCAGUCAGAGCCAAGAUCUGUGCGAAAUGUAACCAAGCAUCCCCAGUGACAUUAGUGUGUGUGAAGUUAAUACGGAGUAUAAAAGGUAUUUGCGCAAUAUGGGCAUGGGACUGAGCCAGACUGUACAGUAUGUGUCUGUGUGAUAAAUGUUUUUCAAUACA
Molecule: messenger RNA, 685 nt
Organism: Salvelinus namaycush (lake trout)
Lineage: Eukaryota; Metazoa; Chordata; Actinopteri; Salmoniformes; Salmonidae
Product: N-alpha-acetyltransferase 38, NatC auxiliary subunit-like
Exons: 3
Coding region: 52-393 (113 amino acids)
Cellular component (GO): NatC complex
Molecular function (GO): RNA binding
Source: RefSeq, a predicted model, not a curated record